This is a messenger RNA of Monascus purpureus, 2133 nucleotides long. Lineage: Eukaryota; Fungi; Ascomycota; Eurotiomycetes; Eurotiales; Aspergillaceae. The record is from the annotation of a GenBank genome assembly.
UGGUCCUAAGUAAGUCACGUGGAUAUAACUGACUCCACAACCUUAAUAUUGAAAUUACUUUGGUUCCUACGGAGUAGAUAGUCUUUUGCCAUAAUCCGGAUUUCUACGCAGAGCGUUAAUUUGGGCCAUCACAGUCGUCCGCAAGAACUUAGUGUUUACUUCAUUAAUCUACCUCAACUUACUAGCGCGUAUCUCGAUUGUCACUCUUGGAUAUGCCAGCUUCUACGGCCAAACCAAGCAAAAAUCAACUGAGAAGGGCCAGGAAGAAGGCAAAGAAACUUAGUGUCACUGAUGCACCGAUAUAUGAUUCCGAAAAAGAAAGCCCACCUGUGGAAAAGUCAACACCGAUUAAAGAUGGCACACACUCCGACGCUGGAUCUUUCCUUUCUCCGGAUACCGGUGAUUCUCUGUGGCAGAUGUACCAAGAUGUCCUCAGAAAGUUUGACAAGGGUGAUGCAGAAGGAUCGGUAACGAGGGAACCCGAGAAGCCAGAGAUAUUCUUUGAUGGUGAUGAUGAAAUCCCAGAUGAAGAUGGAGAGAACGAGCCGAGAUUAUCCAAAAAGAAGCGAAAAGAAAUGAACAAGCUUUCUGUGGCAGAACUGAAGGCCAUGGUUCGGAAACCCGAGAUAGUCGAGUGGACUGAUACGUCGGCACCUGAUCCACGUCUCCUGGUUCACAUAAAAGCGCGCCGGAAUGUUGUUCCUGUGCCUUCCCAUUGGUCUUUGAAACGAGAGUACUUGUCUUCAAAGAGGGGUGUUGAGAAAGCCCCAUUCGCUCUGCCCAAGUUUAUCCAGGAUACGGGGAUCGCAGAAAUGCGCGACGCUGUUUUAGAGAAACAGGAGCAAGCAACUUUGAAACAGAAGCAAAGAGAGCGGGUCCAGCCGAAGAUGGGGAGACUGGAUAUCGACUACCAGAAAUUAUAUGAAGCCUUUUUCCGUUUCCAAACAAAACCAGAGCUGACUCGAUACGGCGAAGUCUACUAUGAAGGCAAAGAAUAUGAGACUAACCUCAAGCACUUACGUCCUGGUGAACUCAGCGAGACUUUGAAAGAGGCUCUCAACAUGCCCCCUGGUGCCCCACCUCCAUGGUUAAUUAAUCAACAGCGAUAUGGGCCACCGCCAUCAUAUCCUGCUUUGAAAAUUCCGGGGCUCAAUGCCCCUCCGCCGCCUGGGGCUAUGUGGGGCUAUCACCCUGGAGGUUAUGGGAAGCCCCCGGUGGAUGAACAUAAUAGACCACUUUACGGUGGUGACAUUUUUGGUGUACUGCAAACCCAGAAAAAUGUCCAGCAAGGGGAGCCAGUUGAGAGAGAUCUAUGGGGGGAACUACAGUCGCCUGAGGAAUCAGACGAGGAAAGCGAGGAAGAGGACGAGGAUGAGGAUAUUGAUGAUGAGAGCAUGGAAGCAGGCAUACAAACCCCUAGUGGCCUGGAAACACCGAGUGGUAUUUCAUCUGCGGUACCUUCGGAGUUUGCAACAGCAGAGAGUGUUGCUGCUGGGGAGUUCGACGUACGCAAGCAUCUUCAAGGGACAGAAACUGAAGAAUCUCCACAACCCCGGAGUGCAUAUCGGAUCAUCAGCGAAAAACAAACUCGGAUACACGGAUUUUUUGGUGGUGAUAGGGUGUACGAUCUAAAUAUGUCUUCGGGGAGCAUUCCUACUCUUGGGGAUGAACGAAACCGCAAACGCAGAAAUCCUGGAGACGUUGACGUGUCUGUAAAUCCGGAUGCACUGCAGGCCGAGAAUGGUAUCAGUAGGGAGAACUUGGAAAAUCUGUAUCAUUCACAGAGUCAACAGGAGCGUUAUCCAAAUUGGGGCUUUCAAGAGGAUCUGAGUGAUAUGAUUGCCCGUGAAAGCCGUAAGAGAUUCAAGAAGGAAGAAGGGCAAGGGUGAGUUAUCACUGAUGGCGGUGGUGGUUAGUAGCUGUGGUAUGUGCUUAUAUGUAUUAUAUAUGGCUUUGGCCGGUGGUUCCUAUGGUCUUGGUUGUUCGAGGUAUUAAUAUUUACGGUGGUAUGGACAUACAGUGCAGAAUAAUAUUUAUUAUGUUUGGAAAGUCAUUAACCUGGCUAUGGGUUUGAUGUCCUCUCGAUGAGCAUAUAACGGUGUAGGAUCAGCUCCCCCACAGUCAGAGAUUCUA